This is a messenger RNA of Bradysia coprophila, 993 nucleotides long. RefSeq names its product dystrobrevin binding protein dysbindin (gene Dysb). Gene Ontology annotation, biological process: negative regulation of protein kinase activity. Lineage: Eukaryota; Metazoa; Arthropoda; Insecta; Diptera; Sciaridae. Gene Ontology annotation, cellular component: cytoplasm. The record is from RefSeq and is a predicted model, not a curated record.
ACAUCAAAUUUAUUAUCAAGUGUCAAGUCGCACUCUUCCAUUACAAUAAUAGAAAUACGUGUUAGUAAACAUAAGCUCCAAAUGCCAUUAUGUUCGGUGAUUUCAGAAAGAAAUUAAAUUCCGUCAUACAGGAGGGUCGCGAAAAUUUAUCGAACACGUACAUACGAACAACGUCAUUAAAUGAAAGUUCUAGCAGACAAUCGGUGGACACUUCACCACUAUCGAAUCCGUUGCUAAACAUAAACUUUGAAGCAGGAUGUAAAUAUUUAGAAUUGCGUGAAAGUCAAUGGAAAGAAAUUCAUCAAAUGAAUGAGGACAAUGCUGCACUGGCUGAUGGAAUCGAUGAAAAUAUCAAAGCCAUGAAGGACACUUCCACCCGAGUGUUGACGGAAGUGAAUGAUUUUAAUAUAAUGCUAACAUCACUACCAACGGUCAGCCAAACGCUCAGACUCUGCGCCGAAAUGGCUGCAGAGCUGGGUAAAAAUUGUAAAAAAGUAGAAAAAGAGUUGGUGGUAUUGGAAGACAUACAGGACAGACUGGACUUAGAAGCUGCUAAGCGAAAACAUCACCUGGAAAUGGCUGUGUACAAGGAGAAGAAAUUAGUUGAAUUGGAGAAGGUGCGACAGAAACUGUUAGAUGUACACGUAAACAAUGUCCAGGACUACGAAAAGAAACUCGGUGAAAUUCAGAAGGAGAGACAGGCAGUGUUCCAAGAUGCCUUCCAGAAUGACUUAGAAGACUACAAAACACUGGGCAAAAUUCCAAAAGUGGAAAGUAUUAAACCCCGACCGGAACUGACGUUAGAAGAAAUUUCGCUGGAUAAUCGAGACACUGAGGCCUUAGAUAAUUUCCUAAACAACUGAAUUGCACACAAAAUGUAAUUUGUCGGUGCUGUGAAAAUUCAAGUAAUUAUAAAGAACUGAAGCAAUUUAUUAUCGUCGAGGCCUUAUCGCAUCUUUAUUGCAGCUGGUGUAAGUAUACCACAGCUAAAAA